AGAGCACAACCGUCCGCUCUAAAAGUGGGUGAUAUAGUGUGUGAGAAAGUGUGUGUGUUUAAGUGUGUGUGAGAAGGUUUCUGAGUGUGAGAGUGUGUUUCAGACAGAAACAAGGUAAGAAAAAGAAUGACGGACGUUGAGAAACAGACAUCAUCAGAGAAGAUGGAGGGUGGAGACGUGGAAGCUUCACUGGCCCCACCUCCAUACCCCACCGACCCCGCCUCCAUGCAGCCCCCUCCUUAUGCCGCCCCUCCCUACCCCUACGGUUUCACAGUCUACCCCACUCAGCCUCUGGAACCGCCGGGUGAAGACGUUCCGCCUCCAGUGCAGGAUGUUAACAUCCAGGACUUGCCAGCAGGGGGCGCAGCUGAAGAUGAGAUCAGAGCGUCCGCGUCAGCGUUCAUUAGUUCAGCGUUUGAUGAUAAAACUGUGAGAAAAGCCUUCAUCAGGAAGGUGUUCAGCGUGGUCACUCUGCAGCUGUUGGUCACCUUCUCCGUGGUGUGUGUGUUUACUUUCUCGGAGAGGGUGAAGAAAGCUGUUUCGAAGAACAUCUGGAUCUACCUCAGCUCCUACAUCAUCUUCGUGGUGGUGGCACUGGCACUGUCCUUCUCCUCAUCCCUCACCCGCAAACACCCAUGGAACUUAAUCUCCUUAUCAGUGGUGACACUCAGUUUGUCCUACAUGGUUGGUACUGUAGCCUCUUUCCACGACACCCCUGCUGUGAUCAUUGCGAUGGGAGCCACACUUGUGAUCUCCUUCACUAUCAUCAUCUUCUCUGCUCAGACACGUUUGGAUUUAACGCUGUGUAACGGCAUCCUGCUUGUCCUAGCUGUGGAUCUGCUCAUGUUCGGGUUCUUCAGUAUCUUUUUUUACUCUAACAUCCUGCAGGUACUUUAUGGCAGUCUCGGAGCGCUGCUCUACGCUAUGUUUCUGGCUGUCGACUGUCAGCUGGUGCUGGGGCGAGAUAAAUACAGCCUGAACCCCGAGGAGUAUGUCUUCGCCGCUUUAAUCAUCUACCUUGACAUCAUCACCAUCUUCCUCUACAUCCUCAUCCUCCUCGGAGGAAGCUCCAAAAGCUAAACACUUCUGAACAUCUCAGUUCUGUAUCACGGAUUACCAUCAUUAUCGCCUGGUUUAAUCACACACACACACACAAACCCUAGUGGAGAGGGUUUCACCACUAACUCCAUGCUGGUUUCAGAAGCAGAUCUAAAGCUUGAAGCUGGAGGUCCAUCAGCGCUGUCACAUUUUCUAACAUUAAUAAUCACUUCGUCUGUACAGACAGAGUGUUUAACAGGGGCGAAGAGCACACUCACUGUCUGAGGGUGAGGGUGAGGGGUUGUGUGUGUAGGGGUGAGGGGGGGGGGGGGUGUAGGGGUGAUGUUUGCCCUCACCAUCCUCUGAAGCUACUGAAACUGGGUUUGAUGUUUUCAUUUUUUUUCUCAUUUUAGAAUGAUUUUGCGCGCACACACACACACACACACAGUUACACACUUUGUGCUGUUGAACAUUACGAUGAUCUCUUUCUCUCUAACAAGUUAAAAAACUGAAGCAGAGCGACACAGCUGCGUGUAAAUCAGGUUUUAUUAUACAACCUUCACAUGUGAACCUCGUGAGGUAAAAACAUUAAAACUUUACAAUAUAAAGAACAAAAUAUAACUGUAA
Molecule: messenger RNA, 1665 nt
Organism: Clarias gariepinus (North African catfish)
Lineage: Eukaryota; Metazoa; Chordata; Actinopteri; Siluriformes; Clariidae
Product: protein lifeguard 1
Exons: 7
Coding region: 127-1080 (317 amino acids)
Biological process (GO): negative regulation of apoptotic signaling pathway
Cellular component (GO): Golgi apparatus; membrane; endoplasmic reticulum
Source: RefSeq, a predicted model, not a curated record